AUGUCUUCUUUCACUCACAUCUCUCAAUCCUUCUCAUCUCAGCAACACAGCACAAAUAUGAAAUCAAUUAAAACACCAUCCUUGAAGCGCUUCUUCUCCGACUUCACGCUUGGCUUCUCCGAUGGACUAACAGUUCCCUUUGCCCUCACAGCAGGGCUUAGCUCUCUGGGGAAGGCAGACACCGUCAUAACGGGCGGUUUGGCAGAGUUAUGCGCCGGCAGUAUUAGCAUGGGAAUUGGGGGAUAUCUCGCUGCACGCGAUGAGUGUCUCCCUGGUCACUCAACUAUCUUAGACAAAGAGGACCUGAGGGAUCACGCCAGUAGCGACGAAGCAAAUGAGACGGAUUGCAUGGUUGAGCAGUCAGAGAAGAUGCAAUCAAAACUGGAUGAUCUCGUUAGGCAUCAUCUCGAGCCGCUGGAUCUACCUGUUUCAACAAUCACUACAAUUCUUGACAACCUACAAAGAGAACCAGAGGACUUACGACACACCAUAUCAAAACUUGAAUCGUUCACGGACCACACAUCACUUCCCAGCCCUCAACUCACAACGUCGCCUAUUAUAUCUGGCUUGACUAUAUCGCUUGGCUAUGCCAUCGGAGGCAUCAUCCCUCUUCUGCCCUACUUCUUUGCCAGUACCGUGGGCAUGGGACUACGCUUGAGUAGCAUUCUGUGUCUGAUGGUAUUGUUUACUUUUGGAGCCGGCAAGAGUUGGAUCUUGAAUCCGGAUAGAGGAAAUGUUGUUACGUGCCUCGUCGAAGGGUUACAGAUGUUGGUUUUGGGGGCUUUAGCUGCUGGUGCGGCAGUUCUAUGUGUUACUUGGGUUGCUGAUAGAUAG
Molecule: messenger RNA, 834 nt
Organism: Fusarium graminearum PH-1
Lineage: Eukaryota; Fungi; Ascomycota; Sordariomycetes; Hypocreales; Nectriaceae
Exons: 2
Coding region: 1-834 (277 amino acids)
Biological process (GO): intracellular manganese ion homeostasis
Cellular component (GO): fungal-type vacuole membrane
Molecular function (GO): manganese ion transmembrane transporter activity; iron ion transmembrane transporter activity
Source: RefSeq, a predicted model, not a curated record